Messenger RNA from Paramuricea clavata, 363 nucleotides. The record is from the annotation of a GenBank genome assembly. NCBI's taxonomy places the organism in Eukaryota, Metazoa, Cnidaria, Anthozoa, Malacalcyonacea, Plexauridae.
AUGACUCAAAUAGACAGCGAUAUAACCCAUUCUCAAAGUGGACUGAGCGACGAACCGAUUAUUGUGCUUGAUAACGAAGGAGCGGGACUUAUAAAAACUACGAAAUCUCGCAAAACUAAAACAAACAUAGACAAAAGGCCGCAAAACUCUACACAUACGUCUAAACAGAAUAGCAUUCUCUCAGGAGGAAACCCGGUGUUUAAUAACAAAGUUACCACAGUGGCUGCCCACUCGAUCAUUAAGAAUGUUCAUAAUACAAAGGGAGGCAACCAAGCAAAUGAUCCUAUUCCCCUCAUACUAACCACUGAAGCCAAAAAAGUCGAUAUUGAAGUUAAUGAUGUCAAUGAUCUAAAUUCCACUAAC